This is a messenger RNA of Trichoplusia ni (cabbage looper), 450 nucleotides long. RefSeq lists its product as uncharacterized. The coding region runs from base 1 to 450 and encodes 149 amino acids. Lineage: Eukaryota; Metazoa; Arthropoda; Insecta; Lepidoptera; Noctuidae. The record is from RefSeq and is a predicted model, not a curated record. The transcript has 5 exons. Gene Ontology annotation, molecular function: odorant binding.
AUGUUCGCGUGGAUAAUAGUGUAUUUGGCUGUAAUAUCGACAGUUUCGGCAGAUUCUGAUCGUAACGCUAUCGCUAUAACAGGCGAUUGUCUUUCAAAACACCCUAUAAGUAUUGAACAAUUCAAUAAGCUUACUUUUAGAGAGGUACCUCAUGACGGUGCACACAUCGAUUGUUUUUUGGCUUGUGUUCUCGACAAUGUUGGAUUGUUUGAAGAUGGAUCCCUUGUAAAAGCUGAAGAUUUAAAAGACGGUGUUAAAGAACGGCUAGGGGUCCAAGAUUUCGGAUACAUUGUAGACUUCCUCACCAGUUGUAACAACGUGAACAUUACGGACGAACCGAAUGGCUGCGUAAGGGCAAGACUUGCGAUUGAAUGCUGGUUCGAAAACUUUGGAGAGAUGGGGCUGAACUUUGAAGCAUUAGAACCGAUAGUUCCAAAAUCUCAGGAGUAG